Suillus plorans is the source of this 705-nucleotide messenger RNA. RefSeq lists its product as uncharacterized. The transcript has 2 exons. The record is from RefSeq and is a predicted model, not a curated record. Bases 1 to 705 code for a protein of 234 amino acids. NCBI's taxonomy places the organism in Eukaryota, Fungi, Basidiomycota, Agaricomycetes, Boletales, Suillaceae.
AUGCUAGUAGAAGAUCCCAACUUGGCAAUAAGGCCGGACUUCGCAUCACAAGAACACGAAGCUUCACGGCAUCAAUUGGUCGAAGAAGGUCUCUCGAACGAGAACGCUGCACGAACCUUAGCAGCCUUAUGGACCUUAGCUAACAAUGCUGAGAAAGACCGGUGGGCGCUUAAGCAGCGACGGUUGCUAGAGGCGAGGCAAAGAGAAGAGGAGGAAGAGGAAGAACGUCAGCAACAACGCAAGGAAGAGGAAGAGACCGCUCGCCUGGAAGAACGGAAGAAGAACAAAACUAAGUACGCGCCCAUAGUGCGCGGAAAGGUACCUUCCGACCCCACCAUUCUCCCAGCGCAAUAUGCCAUAAGGAAAAUGAAGUCCGGAGACUACUGCGAACUCCAUUAUUUCACCAACCGCGGUCUCGAGGAUGCGAAACUAUCCAACCUAAUAGCGGAACCAGAAGCCAUGGUAAUGCUGCCAGCAGCGGAUGGUCUGCACUCUUGGAUCCCUGCAGCGGCAGUAAAGGACCCGAAAGCUGCGCCAGUGGUGAAGGACGAAAACUUGUCCUGGGAGGAAUUCAACGAGGCCGCUCCUCGCAUGAUCACAAUGAUGAAAUUACGCAUCGUUGGCGCCACUCACCAGAUCAGCUCAAACAACGAGCGCUGCUACUGUAUCAAUCCCAGCAACGAAGGCGCUGGCAUCAGACAAUAG